CUUCAUUCACUCUGCAGGCUAAAAUGUUUAAAGUUUUAUAAAUAAUCUCGUUAUCAUCCGGGUAUUUACCCUAAGCGGGCGGUAAUGAUUAAGUUCAGGUUCUUCUGGAGUGAAACAGACAGAUGUGUCAGUAUUUGGACUUUAACAGGAGCUGCUGGCCGUAAAGUGAAGUAACGGUAGAUUGUGGCCAGAGGCAGCAUCGUCUUUCCUGGCUGCUUUUUUCCAGGGAACGGGUCGGUCCAUCCGGUGAGAGACUCGGGAACCGGUUACCGGGUCAAUAGCGAAAUAACUAACCCACUCAGAGAGGGUGGAGGGAGAAUGAAGAGCAUCGUUCCUCUGCAGGACAUCUCACCGUGUUAACCAGAACCAGAACCGGACCAGAACCAGAGGAGACAGCCCAGACAUGGAGGAGGACGAGGAGGAGAAGAUGAGCAGCAUGGAGGACCUGCUGGACCUGGUUCUGCAGAAAGACCUGGGCCGGCGGCUGCAGGUGGGGCCGGAGAUCACCGAGCUGCUGCUCCACCCGGACCGCUGUCCCGGGCUGGACCAGGACCAGAACCUGCUGGACAGGAUGGUGGACGCCCUGGCCAGCUCCUGGGUCAACUCCAGCAACUACAAGGUGGUUCUGCUGGGGAUGGAGGUUCUGUCGGCUCUAGUGGACCGGCUGCAGGAGAGGUUCCGGACUCAGGUGGGAACAGUCCUGCCCAGCCUGAUGGACCGGCUGGGCGACUCGAAGGACCAGGUGCGGGAGCAGGACCAGGCGCUGCUGCUGAAGGUCAUGGACCAGUCGGCCAACCCUCAGUACGUCUGGGAGCGCAUGAUGGGAGGGUUCAAGCACAAGAACAGCCGGACCAGAGAGGGGCUCUGCCUCUGCCUCAUCUCCACCCUCAACGUGUUUGGCUCUCAGAGUCUGACGCUGAAUAAAAUCGUUCCUCACAUCUGCAACCUGCUGGGAGACCCGACCAGUCAGGUCCGUGAUGCAGCCAUGUCCUGCCUGGUGGAGAUCUACCGCCACGUAGGAGAGCGAGUGAGAAUCGACCUGGGGAAGAAAGGGCUGCCUCAGUCACGGCUCAACAUGAUCUUCAGUAAGUUCGACGAGGUCCAGAGGUCAGGGGUCAUGGUGCCGUCUCCUCUGUCAGAUAAAACCUUUGAGGACGAUGAGUCGGUGGACGGCGGACGUUCCUCGUCCAGAGCAGCCUCUGUGUCUGGGAGGAAGGCGGUGAGCAUGGGCUCGUUCCGACGGCCGUCCUCGGCCUCCAGCAGCAAGUCUGCAGGGCGGGACGGAUCGAGUGCAGGAGCUGUGGAUGAGGAGGAUUUCAUCCAAGCCUUUGAGGACGUUCCCACAGUUCAGAUCUACUCCAACCGGGAGGUGGAGGAGGCCAUGACGAAGAUCCGGGACGUUCUGUCGGACGAUAAGAAGGACUGGGAGCUGAGAGUGGCCGCCCUGAAGAAGCUUCGCUCGCUGCUGCUGGCCGGAGCGCCGGAGUUCGACUGCUUCCUGCAGCAGCUGCGGCUCCUGGAGGCGUCCUUCAAGCUGUCCGCCAAAGACCUGCGGUCUCAGGUGGUCCGGGAGGCCUGCAUCACGCUGGGCCACCUGUCGGCGGUGCUGGGCAGCCGCUUCGACCACGCCGCCGAGGCCAUCAUGCCGCCCCUCCUCAACCUGGUGCCCAACAGUGCCAAAGUCAUGGCCACGUCGGGCGUGGCCGCCAUCCGCCUCAUCCUCAGACACACACACUGUCCUCGCCUCGUCCCCAUCAUCAGCAUCAGCUGCUCCUCCAAGUCUGUGGCUGUCAGAAGACGCUGCUUUGAGUUUGUGGACCUGAUGCUGCAGGAGUGGCAGACCAGCAGCCUGGACAGACAUGGAGCGAUGCUGAUGGAGACGAUAAAGAAGGGGAUCCAUGACGCUGAUGCUGAAGCUCGAUCUGUAGCCAGGAAGUGCUACUGGAGCUACCAGGGUCACUUCAGCCGGGAGGCGGAGCUUCUGUUCCAGGGUCUGGAGUCGGCCUAUCAGAGAGCUCUGCAGGCCCACCUGCGGAGCGGAGACGCCCUGGUGUCGCUGCCGGCCUCCGACCGCUCCUCGUCCUCGUCUCAGGAGAGCCUGAAUCGGCCGCUGGCCAUGAAGAGCUCAGCAGGAAGCAGCAGCAGCAGAGGUCAACAUCAAGGUCAACAUCUAGGCAGCGCCCCCCGCAGGCCGGGAGCCGUCUCGUCCCCCGGCGCUCUGCAGCGAUCCCGCAGCGACGUCGACGUCAACGCCAGCGCCAGCGCCCGCAGCAGGAUGCCCGCCGUCAGCGCCGCCGCCGCUCUUCCUCCUGGAUCCUACGCUUCGCUGGGGCGAGUCCGGACCAGGAGGACGAGCGCCGGAACCGGUGCCACGGCGACAGACGGCCGGAGCCGAGGGAAGGUCGUCUCUCAGUCCCAGCCCGGCAGCCGGUCCGGUUCUCCGGGCCGCCUGCUCAGCUCCACGUACGGCCGGAUCCUGAGGCCCGCCGCAGGCAGCAACGGCGCCCCCUGCAGCGUGAGCGACAAGACGCGACCCCGAGGUCACCGCAGCCAGGGCUGCAGCCGAGAGACCAGUCCGUCCAGAACCGCAGCCGCCCGGAGUCGGAUCCCUCGGCCCAGCAUGAGUCAGGGCUGCAGCCGGGAAACCAGUCGCGAGAGCAGCCGCGACACCAGCCCUGCCAGGGGCUUCUCCCCGCUGGCCAGCCGGCCUCAUUCCCGUUCCACCAGCGCCCUGUCCUCUGCAGAGGGCUGCUCAGACCGGCUGGCCCACCAGGCCCGGAUCUCGGCCUCCGUCAACGCCAUGCGGGUCCUGAACACGGGCACCGAGGUGGAGGCGGCCGUGGCCGACGCUCUGCUGUUGGGAGACUCCAGGAGUAGUAAGCGGCGGCCCGUCCGGCGGCGCUUCGAGUCUCCCGGGAUCUACUCUGACGACGACGCCAACAGCGACGCCUCCAGCGCCUGCUCCGAGCGCUCCUUCGGCUCCAGGAACGGCGGCGCCGGGCCCCACUUCCUGCGGCAGACGGAGGACGUGGCGGAGGUCCUGAACCACUGCGCCAGCUCCAACUGGUCGGAGAGGAAGGAGGGCCUGCUGGGCCUGCAGAACCUGCUGAAGGGCCAGAGGACGCUCAGCCGUGUGGAGCUGAAGAGACUCUGUGAGAUCUUCACCAGGAUGUUUGCAGAUCCGCACAGCAAGAGAGUGUUCAGCAUGUUCCUGGAGACGCUGGUGGACUUCAUCGUCCUGCACCGGGACGACCUGCAGGACUGGCUCUUCGUCCUGCUCACUCAGCUACUGAAGAAGAUGGGCGCCGACCUGCUGGGCUCGGUCCAGGCCAAGGUCCAGAAGGCUCUGGACGUCACCAGGGAUUCGUUCCCCCUGGAGCUGCAGUUCAACAUCCUGAUGCGCUUCAUCGUGGAUCAGACCCAGACGCCCAACCUGAAGGUCAAGGUGGCCAUCCUGCGCUACAUCGAGGCUCUGGCCCGACAGAUGGACCCGGCCGACUUCGUCAACUCCAGCGAGACGCGCCUGGCCGUCUCACGCGUCAUCACCUGGACCACCGAGCCCAAGAGCGCCGACGUCCGCAAGACGCUCCACACCUGGGCAGGUGAGGAUCGCAGCUCCGCCGCCUCUCUGCCCCGGGAGGGGCAUCUGGAGGAGAGGUGCAAGCAGGCGGCCCAGGUGGUUCUGAUCGCCCUGUUUGAGCUCAACACCCCAGAGUUCACCAUGCUGCUGGGAGCGCUGCCCAAAACCUUCCAGGACGGAACCACCAAGCUGCUGCACAGCCACCUGAGGAGCGCCAGCGCCGGCAUCGCCAUGGCGGCUCCAGGCGACUGGGCCGGCCGGACGCCUCCCCGCCCCCCCGGCGGCCGCAGCAGCCCUCUGACCUCGCCCACCAACCACGGCGGCCUCUCCCCCAGUCGGCUGUGGGGCUGGAGCGCCGACGGCCUCUCCAAAUACCCUCCUCUUCCUCCCUUCCCCUCCCCUCUUCCUCCCACUGCCUCCCUCAAGGCCUUACGGCGAGCGUACUCUCCCAGCAUGCUGGAGUACGACAGUGAAAACCUGAACACCGAGGAUCUGUACGGCUCCCUGCGCGGCGUCUCUGAGGCCAUCCAGAACUUCAGCUUCCGCAGCCAGGAGGAGCUGGUGGAGCCGCUGCGGCGGGACGGGAAGCGGGACGGAACGGCCGGCGUGGCGGCGGCGUUGGACCCAGAGCGCCGGUUCUGUGGCGACGUGACGGAGGGCGGCCGGACGGCUCUGGACAACAAGACGUCCCUGCUGAACACGCCUUCGCCUCGCUCGUUUUCCGGGCCGCGCUUCAGGGAGUACAACCCCUACAACUACACAGACGGCUCGCCGGAAAAGCCCGGCCCGGAGGACGGCGCCGAGCCGCAGAGAGACGGCCGGCGGCAGGAGUGCGGAGAAAACAAGACGCAGAACGCCAAGAGCUUUCCAGCCGGGUCGGCGGAGCAGCUGGAGCUGGUGGGGCAGCUGCUGAAGGAGCUGUCCCAGGCCGGGGACCAGGAGGACAGGCGGGGGACGCUGCUGGAGCUGCUGAAGGUGGCCCGCCAGGACAGCCUGCUGGUGUGGGACGAACACUUCAAGACCCUGCUGCUGCUGCUGCUGGAGACGCUGGGCGACAAAGACCACUCGGUCCGGGCGCUGGCUCUCCGGGUUCUGAAGGAGAUCCUGCGGAACCAGCCGGCCCGGUUCAAGAACUACGCAGAGCUGACCAUCAUGAAGACGCUGGAGGCUCACAAGGACUCUCACAAAGAGGUGGUGCGUGCGGCCGAGGAGGCGGCCUCCGCCCUGGCCGGCUCCAUCCACCCGGAGCAGUGCAUCAAGGUGCUGUGCCCCAUCGUCCAGACCACCGACUACCCCGUCAACCUGGCGGCCAUCAAGAUGCAGACUCGCGCGGUGGAGCGCGUCUGCAGGGAGCCGCUGCUGCAGCUGCUGCCGGACGUCGUCCCCGGCCUGCUGCAGGGCUACGACAACACGGAGAGCAGCGUCCGCAAGGCCAGCGUCUUCUGCCUGGUGGCCGUCUACGCCGUCAUCGGAGAGGAGCUCAAGCCCUACCUGUCCCAGCUGACCGGCAGCAAGAUGAAGCUGCUGAAUCUCUACAUCAAGAGAGCUCAGACCUCCACCAGCAACAGCAGCAGCUCCUCCGACAUCUCCUCCUACUGAACCACACCUCCUCCACCUCCUCCACCUCCUCCUCCUCCUCCUCCUUCAGCCUCCAUCAGCCUCCAGCCUGAGGAACAGGAGGAGCUUUAAGGAUGAAUGUAGAGACCUUCACUGCUGAUCAUCUGGCUGGCCAAUGACGGGAGGAACCUGCAGGAUGUCACUUCCUGUGGGACUUUGUUCACUUCCUUCUUAAAGCCUCACCUUUCAUCGUUCUGUUCAGAACUUCCUGCUGCAGGUUUUAGGUUUUAGAUCAGAAUCUGUCGUCGUAUUUUAACGGUUAACGUGUCGGGGUCAGGGGUCGUAGACCUUUAAGUCUUUAAAUUAGAGGGCGUAGCCAAUCAGAGCAGGAGGCGGAGUCUCUAUGGCAACCAGAGAUGCUUCAGUUGUGACCACGUUGGAUCCAGAAAUGCUUCAGUUUUGAUCUAUUUGGUGAGAUUUUACCAAAUAAUUAAUGAUUAAUGAUUCCACACCUGUAAAUAUUGUGUUUCCAUGGAGACGCAGCUGAUGGCUGAUCCACAGCUGUUCAACUAUGCAUGAGCUGGAUGAAGGUCCUGAGGAAGACUACUGCUGGUCCCUCAGCGUAGCACUGAACUAUGGCUGCCAAUAAUCAGUAUUAGGAUUUAAAUAUUGAUCAUCAGCAGAGGAGCCGCUUUACACAAUGUGAAGUUUGAUCACUUUGAUCGAUCGACCAGCAGCCAAUCAGACUCAGCCUGAGAGACGGACCGACCAAUCAGCUGAGCUUUGCUCUGAUUGGCCAAUCAGUGUGAAGUCUGGACUUUAGCAAUAAUCAGAAACUCAGUGGGUUUUUCCUCAUCAGCACACUGGAUGGUUUAACUGCUGCUUCCACCGGGGGGCGCCACUGUUCACCUUAGUACUAUUAUUAUUAUUAUUAUUGUUAUUAUUAUUAUUGUUUUAGCUCUGCUGUUUAUUGACAGACGGCAGCAGCACCACAAUAAAUCUGUCACUCAAUAUAAACAACUCAGAAGAAAAGGAACUAGUUCACUGAUCUGAUGUAGUUCAUUCAUUGUAGUUCAGGGGAAGAACUGAAGUUUUAGAUUCAUUUUUAUAUUUCAAAAUCCUCAAACUUAAAGUUUCUUUUUGGGAAUAUUUCUUGUUUUUCUUCAUCACUACAUUCAAUUAUUUAAAGAUUUUAUUUUUAUUUUCUAUAUUUUCCAGGUUUUCCACUGACACAGCGCCACCUGCUGGCAGCAAAUCAUCUUUUAAUCUUAAACUAAGUUAGAAAAGUUGAGAAGCAGCUCAGUAAGUUAGAAAUGUGGAAAAGUUUUCCAUGGGUUUAAUUGAAGUUUUUGUUUUUUGAUGGUUUAUCAUAUUUCCAUCCGGUGCUCAGCUCCGCCGGAGUGGCCUAGUCAAAGUGCAGUCGCUGCAGCUGAUUUUCAUUUGCUUCACUCUGAGUUGACUCAUAAGGUUUAGUUCUGAAUUGGACCUGGAUCAGGACGGAGUCUAGACGCCGAGCAGCGGGCUGCUUCCUGCUUUCCUUCCAGAACCGUUUGGACCUUUCAGAACCUUCGGCCUGAUCUCAGUUCCUGGUUCCCCCUCCGGAACCGGGCUGUUGUUGUUAGCGUGUGCCUUUGGGUCGACUCUCCUGAACAGAACCAACAUGUCCGAACCGUUGCUAACCUUUGCUAAUGCUAACGCUAACACUGCGCUGCUGCUUUAAGGUGGACUGAAACUCAGAGUUGCUGUAAAUAAGCUGCAGAUGCAUGGCGCCCGACGCUUUGGGUUGGAUCCACCUUAUAUUUAAGUUCUGCUGGACAUAUUUAUCCCCAACAAUAAACAAUCUCUCUUCUAA
Xiphophorus maculatus (southern platyfish) is the source of this 6989-nucleotide messenger RNA. RefSeq names its product CLIP-associating protein 1-A-like. Gene Ontology annotation, biological process: mitotic spindle assembly. Gene Ontology annotation, molecular function: kinetochore binding; microtubule binding. Bases 404 to 5179 code for a protein of 1591 amino acids. Gene Ontology annotation, cellular component: spindle microtubule; microtubule organizing center; mitotic spindle. The transcript has 41 exons. The record is from RefSeq and is a predicted model, not a curated record. NCBI's taxonomy places the organism in Eukaryota, Metazoa, Chordata, Actinopteri, Cyprinodontiformes, Poeciliidae.